This is a messenger RNA of Arabidopsis lyrata subsp. lyrata, 3483 nucleotides long. Its product is annotated as probable LRR receptor-like serine/threonine-protein kinase At2g16250. Gene Ontology annotation, biological process: protein phosphorylation. NCBI's taxonomy places the organism in Eukaryota, Viridiplantae, Streptophyta, Magnoliopsida, Brassicales, Brassicaceae. Gene Ontology annotation, molecular function: receptor serine/threonine kinase binding; ATP binding; protein kinase activity. The coding region runs from base 650 to 3244 and encodes 864 amino acids. The record is from RefSeq and is a predicted model, not a curated record. The transcript has 4 exons.
UCUUGGGCGGGAUCGUUGAGAGUCAAACUUGUCAAAACUUGACUUUCAAUUAUGUGCGUCUCGGUGUCACGAGAUCGAACCAUAAAUCUUGGGAACGUGCGAGUAUACAACGAAAGAACCUCUCAUCGGCCGAGUCACUUUUUUAUUUUCAUACACUUUCUUUUCUUUUCUUUUUGAAUCGGCCGCUGUUCUUGACCAGUAUGAAGCUAUCUCUGUCCAGAACAGUUCUGUAAGAAGUUUUAUAUCAAAUAUUAUAAUAUUGGUUUCGUAUUAUAUUAGACUUUCCAUCUUUCUCUCUCUAAAUCUAGGACAAAAAAACAUGGAAGAGUUAGAGAGAGAGGGAGAGGCAGCAGAAAAUGAUUGAUAACCAACAAUGAAUGGUUUUGAUUCUGAAGUGCACAGAGAAAAAUUAAUUGCCAAGAAAGUCGCAGAGGUAACAGAGUGAAGAACCUUUUUUUUUUUUAUCUUUUUUGAAUAAUCAUAGAAAGUCACAAAAAGAAAGUUUCCUUUUUUGAUCCGAUUCGAAGGAAAACCAAAAAAAAAGAUUUGAUUAUUUCCAUAAAUCGCGAAGAUUCUUUCUAAUUGAAUCUUAGGCGAUGAAUGGCUUUUAAGUUUUUCGAAUUACUAGUCAUCAGGGUUUAGAGAAACCAUGGUGGUUCUGAAGAAGACAUCCUUGCUGGUCUUCUUCUUCUUCUUUGUCUUGUUGUUAGAGUCAACGUUCGAGCAACAGACAAGUUCUCUGGAUGAGAAAUCGGCGCUUCUGUUGUUAAGGUCUUCUCUUGGGUUAAGGAGCAGAGAUUGGCCUGUGAGAGGCAAUCCUUGUCUGAACUGGAACGGCAUAGAAUGUGAUCAGAAAGGUAGAGUAAUUAAGGUCAACAUUUCAGGGUUCAGAAGGACUAGGCUUGGGAAUCGAAACCCGCAAUUCUCAGUUGAUUCGCUUGUCAAUCUCACCCGUUUGGCUUCCUUCAAUGCCUCAAGGUUCUCUCUUCCAGGUCCAAUCCCGGUUUUGUUCGGAUCGAGUCUGUUGACUUUAGAGGUUUUGGACCUUAGCUCUUGUUCAAUCACAGGAACAAUCCCUGAAAGUUUGACUCGGUUAACACACCUCAAAGUUCUUGAUCUUUCAAAGAAUGCAAUCAAUGGGGAUAUUCCUCUGUCUCUUACCUCUCUUCGGAAUUUAUCAAUCCUUGAUCUUUCCUCAAACUCGGUGUUUGGUUUGAUUCCUGCUAAUAUUGGGGCACUCUCAAAGCUCCAGCAUCUCAAUCUUUCGCGUAACACCUUGUAUUCUUCAAUACCUCCAUCACUCGGAGACCUUUCUGCUUUAGUCGACCUUGAUCUCAGCUUCAACGACCUGUCAGGUUCGGUUCCAUCCGAUUUGAAAGGGCUAAGGAACUUACAGACACUUGUAAUUGCGGGAAAUAGCCUUUCAGGAUCCCUACCUCCUGAUCUGUUCAGUUUCCUGAGUAAACUUCAUAUUGUUGACUUCAGAGGCAGUGGUUUCAUAGGCGCUUUACCGUCCAGGUUAUGGUUGUUACCGGAGCUGAAGUUUCUAGAUCUUUCUGGAAAUCACUUCUCUGACAUGCUGCCUAAUACCACUGUCAGUUUUGAUUCUACUGUCUCCAUGCUUAACAUAUCCGGGAACAUGUUUUACGGUAAUCUCACACUUUUACUGAGAAGGUUCCAAGUUGUUGAUCUGUCAGAAAACUAUUUUGAAGGUAAAGUUCCUGACUUUGUGCCAACCAAUGCUUCAUUGAGCAACAAUUGUCUUCAGGGCCCAGCGAACCAGCGGAAAUCGUCGGAUUGCGCUUCCUUUUAUUCCAACAAGGGCUUAACUUUCAACAAUUCCGGACCUCCUGAAGAAAAGAAGAGUCCUAAAUCUUCCUGGUUAAGCCACACGAAAAUAGUUAUACUUGCUGCAGUUGGAGGGUCUAUAUUGCUAAUGCUCAUUCUCAUAGUGUUACCUAUAACAGUGAGUUUCUGUGUCCGUCGAAGAAACAGAACAUCAACAAGUAAUCAUCCUAGAGGGAGACACAACGGAGUUGGCCCAUUGCCUCCUGAUGAAACACUUCCCUCAAGAGGAGGAGUCUCUAUAAACUUUGGGAGUCUUGGAUCAUCAUUUAACUAUCAGCAGCUGCUCAAUGCCACCAAGGAUUUCAGUGAUUCGAACCUGAUCAAGAAAGGACAUUCGGGGGAUCUUUUCAAGGGCGUUCUAGAAAACGGAGUUCAAAUCGUUGUAAAAAGAAUCAGCUUGGAAUCUACAAAGAACAACGAAGCAUAUCUUACCGAGUUGGAUUUCUUCAGCCGGUUUGCGCAUCCAAGAAUAGUCCCAUUCGUAGGGAAGAGCUUAGAGAGCACAACCCAUAAGUUCUUGGUGUACAAAUACAUGCUGAAUAGAGAUUUACCAAGCUCAUUGUUCUAUAAAUCCAAUUCCCUAGUUGACAACGGAUUGAGAUCUCUCGAUUGGAUCACCAGACUGAAAAUAGCACUGGGAGUAGCAGAGGGACUUGCUUAUCUGCACCAUGAUUGCUCACCAUCUGUCGUCCACAGGGAUGUUCAAGCGAGCAGCAUUCUCUUGGAUGAUAAGUUUGAAGUUAGGCUUGGGAGCUUUAGCAAAGCUUGUCAUCAAGAAAACAAUGGCCGUCCACGGAAAAUAGCCCGGUUGCUCAGACUAUCCCAAUCUUCUCAAGAAAGUGUUCCUGGGUCUCCAGCUACAGCAACAUGUGCAUACGAUGUGUACUGCUUCGGCAAAAUACUUGUGGAGCUAAUCACAGGAAAACUCGGAAUCAGCUCAUGCCAGGAUACCCAAUUCAAGAAAAUCCUAACCGAGAUCAUGCCUUACAUUUCAUCACAACAGAAAGAACCCGUAAUGAACAUUCUAGACCAAUCUCUUCUGGUCGACGAAGACCUCUUAGAAGAAGUCUGGGCAAUGGCAAUCGUCGCAAGAUCUUGUCUCAACCCUAAACCAACGAGACGGCCGCUUAUGAGACACAUAGUACAAGCCCUCGAGAAUCCACUGAGGGUCGUGAGAGAAGACAGCAGCGAAUCUGAGAGAUUCCGUACGACGGGAUCUUCGAGAGGAUCUUCGAGUAGCGGUCGAAUUUUUGGUAGUUGGAGACAAAGCGUGUCUGAUCCUGUCGCGGCGGGAACCAGUAGCCUUCUGUCUCAAGCGGAGGGUUUAGCGACGGGCUCGUCGACGCGAGAAAGUAGCCGUGGCGCGUCGAGUCGACCAAGUAUGAAAGAUGUAUAGAAAGGAAGACACACACGAUCAACAUUUUUACCUUUUUUUCUUUUAAUUUUUAAUUUUUUUUUUGUGGUUAUGAUUUGAUCUCUUGUUGAUAAAAAAUUCCCAUAAAUUUAUAAUCUUUUUAGAUGAUCAAACCAGACCUGUCUUUUGAUCUUCUCUUGCAAUUUAGGUUGUAUUGGGGUACGAAUUGAAAAAUAGUAUACGUUUGGGGCAAUAAUAUAAAAACAAAAGUUUCUGUAGUA